AUGAGGUUCUCCAUCCUUUCUAUGGGUCUUUUGGCCCUCCUUACCCCGUUGACUGCAGCAUGGACGAAAGAAGAUCGCGAGAUCUUCCGUCUGCGCGACGAGAUCUCCCAGUAUGAGGGUGCCAAUGUCACCUUCUACGAUUUCCUCGGUGUCUCACCGCGCGCCACCCAAGACGAGAUCAGCAAGGCUUACCGCAAGAAGUCUCGUGAGCUGCAUCCAGAUAAAGUCAAGCAACAGUUAUCGGCCGAGCGUGCUAAGCAGGCUAAGGCAAAGGGCAAGGGGAAGAAGCCUGGUGUCCAUGUCACGAAGCAGCCUACACAGUCCGAAAUCAAGGCUGCUGUAAAAGCUGCCGGCGAUCGUCAAGCCCGUCUAUCUAUUAUUGCAAACAUUCUUCGAGGCUCUGGUCGUGCCCGUUAUGAUCAUUUCAUGUCUAACGGGUUCCCUGUAUGGAAGGGUACUGAAUACUACUACAGCCGUUAUCGGCCAGGGCUAGGCACCGUGCUAUUCGGGUGCCUGCUCGUGGGCGGCGGUGGCUUCCACUACAUAGCCCUAUACAUGAGUUGGAAAAGGCAACGCGAAUUCGUUGAGCGGUAUAUCAACUUCGCAAGGCAGGCCGCUUGGGGUGACAACCUCGAAAUUCCAGGUGUCGAUACACCUACCACCGCUACACCGCCUCCUCAAGCACCCCCAGCAGACGACGACCAACAACCCCCGAUGGCGAUGAACCGCAAGCAGCGGCGGCUACAGGAGCGGGACCAACGCAAGGAAUCGUCCAAGGGAGGAAGACGCCAGCUACGCGGUCGGGGACGCCCCGGGCAGCAGGCGAGUGGAAGCGCAACACCAAUACCGCAAACCCAAGGAGCCGGCCCAACAGGCGCUAAGAAGCGUGUCGUGGCUGAGAAUGGUAAAGUCCUAGUUGUCGACUCUCUCGGCGAUGUGUACCUGGAGCAAGAGGACGCAGAUGGCAAUGUAGAGGCAUUCCUUCUCGACCUCAACGAACUCCCCCCGCCUACAGUCAAGGAUACCGCACUCGUCAAACUCCCUAUCUGGGCCUACUCAGCCACUGUAGGCCGAGUCUUCGGCUCCCGUAAGCCCACUGACGACCUAGACGAUCAAGUUGACGAAGAUGACGAAAGGCAAGGCGCCGAUGAUCUCGUAGACGACUCCUCAUCCGACCAGCCGCAGCGAACACCCUCCACGGAUUCGGCCGAAGACUUCGAGCUCCUAGGGACUAGCGUCGAGGACCUACCCAGUAAGCCGAAGGUCACGGGUAGCCAAGCACAACAAAGCAACAAGGCCAAGAAAAGGAACAAGAAACGCUAG
Molecule: messenger RNA, 1323 nt
Organism: Daldinia childiae
Lineage: Eukaryota; Fungi; Ascomycota; Sordariomycetes; Xylariales; Hypoxylaceae
Product: putative J domain-containing protein C2E1P5.03
Exons: 2
Coding region: 1-1323 (440 amino acids)
Cellular component (GO): endomembrane system
Source: RefSeq, a predicted model, not a curated record